AUGUUUGUGGCUUGCAUACUUGUCUCCUAUCCUUUACAAUUUUACGUCCCAAUGGAACGAAUUGAGAAGUGGAUCAAGCGAAAAGUAGCUGUUGAACGUCAAGAGAAACUCAUUUAUGGUGUCCGAAUGGGUGGAGUUAUUUGCACUUGCCUAGUCGCUGAACUUAUUCCGCAUUUGGCGCUAUUUAUCUCACUUGUUGGUUCGGUGGCUGGCACUUCUCUAACGCUUGUAUUUCCACCAAUGAUCGAGUUAUUGUGCUCAUACUCAAAGGACUCUCUAACACCGUGGAUCUGGAUUCGAAACAUUUUUCUGAUGCUAUUUGCUCUGUUCGGCUUUGCAACCGGCACCUACGCCAGUAUUGUACAGAUUGUGGAAGCAUUUGGAAAGCCAGAUGUUACUUCUGUUGUUUAUUCUGGGAUAGAGAAAUUUUCACCAAAUUCUAGGGACUCUCUAACACCGUGGAUCUGGAUUCGAAACAUUUUUCUGAUGCUAUUUGCUCUGUUCGGCUUUGCAACCGGCACCUACGCCAGUAUUGUACAGAUUGUGGAAGCAUUUGGAAAGCCAGAUGUCUGA
Strongylus vulgaris is the source of this 573-nucleotide messenger RNA. The record is from the annotation of a GenBank genome assembly. NCBI's taxonomy places the organism in Eukaryota, Metazoa, Nematoda, Chromadorea, Rhabditida, Strongylidae.